GUCGUCCAGCUUGGUAUGUACGACAAUGAGGCCUCUGCAGCCAGGCGAUGGGACAUGGAGGCACUGCGACUCAGGGGCGAACAGACUCCCCUCAACUUUCCACACCUCAAGCCCAUCUACAUGAAGCAGUUGUCACAACUCACACACUUUGGCAAGAAUGAUCCGGACCCAGAUGUGGUACUGUACGGGCCACCCCCAGAACUCAAUGAUGAGCUCCUUGCCCAGUACCAGGAUGAUCCAGAGUGCAGCAAGAAGAUGGCAAUGGACCCUGUGCCCUCACGUGACAGGCAUCCCCUCUCAAGGGGUAUGCCCCUUCACGCGCAGCUGCAGGCAUCAGACAUCGUCAUAGCCCCAAUUGUGACAUCGAUGAACAAUCGUGAUCCCCGCCAAUUCCAUGGCCAGCCUGGUGGAGGCAAUGUUGCUGAACAGAUGCACCACUCAAUGCCACCCAUGCCAUCGCCCACCUUCCACACAAUGGAAGGUGCACAUGCACCCAUUCCGAUACUUGGGGGUCAUCCACAUAUGAAUGGACAGAGUUCAGCGAUAGUGCCAAUGGACUCCGUCCACUCAGGGCUUCCAUCGGCAAAAGCCUUGUUGAAAUCGGGAAGUUCUGCAGUUUCCGAGACUCUGCACUUGGCUACAGACAAUGGUAGCUCACCGACAGCAGAGCCACAGGGUGUGAAGGUGGUUCCAGAGACAGUGCUGACACAUGUGAGGCGCAUGAUGGAGAGUGUUGUCAAGGCGGCAGAGAAAGACAUUCAGGGCGCCCAAGAGCGGUACGACAGAGCAAUGGACGUGUUGAUCAUUGGAGAGGCGAUGAAGCGAGAAGCCCAGAUAUGUGUGGAUGUGUCCCGCGUCCGGAAGGAAGCGGCGCAGAAACUCCUCAUGAAAUUUGGCACAGUGUUGGACCCCGCGGUGCCCAACAGCCAAGAGGGCCAGCAGGGCCAGCAGGUUCCGCAGAUCCAGCAGGUCCAGCAAGACCAACAGGGACAGGAGGUUCAGCAGGUGCAGCAAGGCCAGCAAGAACAGCAGGGUGAGUGA
Molecule: messenger RNA, 1041 nt
Organism: Ostreobium quekettii
Lineage: Eukaryota; Viridiplantae; Chlorophyta; Ulvophyceae; Bryopsidales; Ostreobiaceae
Source: the annotation of a GenBank genome assembly